Messenger RNA from Penaeus vannamei (Pacific white shrimp), 4990 nucleotides. The record is from RefSeq and is a predicted model, not a curated record. NCBI's taxonomy places the organism in Eukaryota, Metazoa, Arthropoda, Malacostraca, Decapoda, Penaeidae.
CUCGCCUUGCUUUUUCUUCUGCUCGGAACUUGCUCGCUGAUUCUCUUCGAAUGACGUAAUUGAUUCUACUUCCCUCUCGCCAUGGUUUAAAGCGUGGGAUUCAGAUCCUUUCGCGAGGGGUUGGGUACCAUCGUUGAGGUCCGUUGAGGUUGAAAAGGGGCGGGUUGAAAGAGGUCGGUGGCAGUACUUGGUAACAGGCGGCGGCCGCGGCAGCUGCGCGAGGGUCCCGCGGCGCGGCGCUCGGCGGUCAGUCGCGUAUUUUUCGGUCUUUUCCUCACGUACGUCUUGCUUGUGUCGCGGUGUCGGCCAGCUGUGUGCUUUUAGAACCGUUAUCGAAGUGAAGAAAAGAGAAAAAAUAAAAAAUGGAAAAAUAUUGGUGAAAAUUCUCAGCAGAGCUGUAUAGUGAUACGGUAGAAUUACUAUCUGAGCAAUUGCUAGAUAUUCCUUUUCCCAUGGAAGCCAUCGAGUUCGCGCUGUGAUAAGACCUGUGUUCAAGUUAUCAUUCAUUUAACGACCUUGGACAGCGUUGCCAAGCCCGGUUAAUCAGGAUUCCCAAAUAUACGUCUGUAUCAGGUGGCUGAAGCGUGAGACACUGUAGAAACGCGGGUGACAUGAAUGUUCUUCACCGGUAGUCAAGCGCCACUUUUGAAAGAGAAGAAGAGGAAAAACGUAGAAGAAGGAGAAGAGGAGGCAAAAGAAAAAGAAGAAGAAGAAAGAAAGCGGAAAAAUUAAGACAGAGUCCUGUACAACGAAUACCCUCCCCGCUGAUCGCCGUUCCCUCGUCUCCUCUGGCGAGUAGCAGCGAGCGGGGGCCCUGCCGUGGCACUCCCCCCGAAUGGUGCCAGGAUGGAAUGGACCCUAGACUUGGUGCCCGACUUGCUCCUCUGGGGCGCCGCGAGUCUGGCCGUGGCGCAAGUGGCACAGGUCGUGGGACUGACACUCUGGUACUUGGCUUUCCCCGCGCUGUGGCUCCUGACGGGCGGGGCGUGGCUCCUGAGGGCCUCGGUGAAGGUGAGCACGCAGGGCAAGGCGGUCCUCGUGACGGGCUGCGAUACGGGCAUCGGGCACGCCCUCGCGCUCAGCCUGCAUGAGAAGGGCUUCCGUGUGUUCGCGGGGUGCCUGCAGGCGGCGGCGGGGGGCGAGGGCGCCGAGGCCCUGCGGCAGAGAGCCUCCGACCGACUCCACGUCCUGCAGCUCGACGUGACAAGGGAGGAGCAGGUCCAAGAAGCUCUCCAACAAAUCAUCGAGAUUUUGCCUAAAGAUGAGGUUUUGUGGGGCGUGGUCAACAACGCGGGCGUGAGCGGCCUCGGCCAGGUGGAGUGGGUGGCGCUGGAGAAGUACCGGGAGGUCGCGGCCGUCAACCUCUUCGGGGUCUUGGCCGUCACCAAGGCCGCCCUCCCUCUGGUCAGGAGGGCGCGGGGUCGCGUGGUGAACAUCUCCAGUGUGACGGGAUGCAUCGGACGCGGCAACAUGUCCCCUUACACGCUCACCAAGUAUGCUGUGGAGGGCCUUAGUGACUGUCUGAGGGAAGAGAUGCAGGCGUGGGGCGUGGGCGUCAGCAUAGUGCAGCCGGGGAACUACUCUGCAGGAACCGAGAUCACGACGCCUGACAUUGUGGCGAAUCAAGGAGCCCGGAUGUGGGAGACGAUGGACGAGGUCGUGAGGGCGGACUACGGCGAGGACUUCUUUAAACUCGUUGUUGGGUUGAUGAAGAAAGCCAGUACGAGCGGGUCGCCGGACCUAACCCCGGUCCUCCAAGCCGUGACCCUCGCCCUGACGCAGCUGUUCCCAAGGGCGAGGUACAGAGCCGUUGACUGCUACUACUUGGUCAAGGUCCUGUGUGCUGUUCACCUGCCGGAGUGGCUCUUCGACCUCGUGUACCAGGGGCGGCCUCCCUCCCUGCGCUGUCGAGGGCGGCUGCUUCAGGGCAAGCCGGAGUAAUCCAUUGUGUAAACUAAUAUUUAUUUAUUUAUUGUUAUUAGUUUGGCACUUCUUGGCUGGUGCCCAAGACGGAGGAAUCCAUUAUAAAGGCGGAAUAAUAAGCUAUUGAUUCAUCAUUAUUUUUGUGUCUUGGUGGUGGUCUUUUCGUAACUUUCCUGUUGUCGGCUGGUACUAAUACGAAAUCGGUGAAACAUUUUUUUUCGACCUUAUAUUUAUCUAUUUUUAUUAUUAUAUUAUCAUUAUCAUAUAUAUAUAUAUAUAUAUAUAUAUUUUUUUUUUUUUUUUUUAUAGUUUUGAUUUUUAAUACAUUUCAAUUUUGAUAAUUUCUACAAGGGUUGGGAAUAUUUUAUUCACUUAUCUAUUUUUCAUUUUUUUCCACUUCCCUAUCAUCAGCCGGAGGUUAAGAACAGGGCGGAGUACUGGUUCGUCUUUUCAUUUUUUUUCUCUUGUCAAUGGCUUUCUGUGAUUAUUUUUUCUUCCAUGUUGUUUUAGCCGCUGAUUAAAAAGCCUGUUGGAAGUGAUAUAUUCGUAUCCAAAUUUUCAUUAUUCUAUGCGAUCGGGUGUAUAUCUAAACUUUUUUUUUUCUGACAGACCAUUUUGACUUUACUGAAGGCCGAAAAUUUUAUCCUAAUGGAUGUAAUUGGUCCAUUAGAUAACCGUUUUAUUUCAAAAGUCUAGGAGUAAAAUUGCGCUUUGGUUAGAUAGAUGCACUUGUUAAAAUCACCGUAGAAAUGCGAUGAAGCCUUGUUAUCUCCUCGGCAUUACCCUUUGUGAUUCUUAGUAUCUGUGCAUAAAAGCUUUCCUGUUAUGCAGGAGUCCGCGCAUAAGAUAGAAAGAUAGAUAGAUAUAUAGAUAGAGAGAGGGGGGAGGGAGGGAGGGAGGGAGGGAGAGGGAGAGAGCGAGAGAAAGAAACAUGCUUACUCCACUAAAAACUGAUUUUCGUCUACCUAAGUACCGAUUAGAUAAUUGUCGUAAACACUGAUUUACCAGUCUAUGCUUGGAAAAAUGGUUUGUAUAAAACAAUAGACUUUCAUAAGUUCUUUCAGUAGCAAAAUCAAAUCGCAAUAUGACAUCGUCCAAGCUAAUAUUUUUCUUCUGGAAUCGGUAAAAUUUGUCCUUGAAUGCAUGCACGAUGCUUCUAAAACGUGCGAGAUACUAUGGCGCCAACAAACCAGGGAACACUUGGAUACACCGCUGCGUGAUUGCUUAUCUACAUGAUAGCUCAAGCUAAGACCAGAGCUGACAUUGUGAAUCCUAUCAUUUUUUAUCUUUCCUGAAAUAGGGAAAAUAUAUCGGGUUGUUAAAAUAUAGAAAGAAAAUUAAAAUAUAUAAAUGUAUAACCAAAGUAUUGUUUUACAAAACUGGAUAGCAAAAACGGUCUGUCACGUCUGUGACAUGAGAGUGAAAUCCCAUACAGGUUAUGAGACUCAUGUCCAACGGGUAAAUAUGCGAUACGAGUCUUGUAGGUGUAUGAAGACCCCCUACUACUUCUUAAAACGUUUUAGUAGAGGGUUAUGACGUUUGGAGGACGUGGUGGUGCCAUAGAAUGCAGUUGUACAGUACAAAAAAAGGAAAACAAAAAGCAAGCGUUGAGGAUCGGAAAAAGGAAAAGGCUAGGCGUGUCCCACCGGAUGGAGCUAGUCAGAAGUCGACGCGAGGGAUUACAUGUCAGUUGGUGACGUAGGAGGAAACACCAUUACGCGGAAAAAAGGUCUAGUAGAAGGCCUGUUAGAAGACGUCAGUUUCGAAAUCCUGUAUUUCAUGUUUAGGGGCUUCGAAUAGCAGGAUUUUCUGCCAGAGCUGUAUGUUGCACACGAGAGGACGGCCUUUUUCGUCGUGACUUUGUUUUGAGUACAACCGUGUGGUAUAUUAAUUCUUUGUUCAUUUUAUGUAAAACAAUAUUAUUUGAACUUGUUUUUAUGUUUUCGAAAUAUGAUUUUGGUUCUUGGGUAUUUAAUCUAAGGUGCAAUCAGUCACGGAAAAGUCUAGAUCAAUAGCAACUCGAGGUGUCAUGGCGUCUGUUUUGAUGAUGGUUCCAUGAAAAUAUGACCAUUAAAAUCAUUACUUUCUAUCCUUUUUGAAAAUUGAAAAGACCAAAAUGAUCGACCAUAUUCACAAUGCAUCCGUAACUUUUGUGACGUCACGUGCUUUUUUCCAAAAAUAGAAUCGGACGCAAUGACACCUCGAGUUGCUCCUGACCUAGCCUUUCCCGUGCAAGUCACUCUGAAAAGGCGGGUCGACUGUUCGAAGCUUCAAGACGGCUCACUCAUUGUCUUCCAAAACAGCAUUCCAGUGAGAUACGAAUCACGACUUGCCUUUGGUUUUGGAAAUGACAAUGCUUUUUAGAAUGAUAGGAAGCUUACAAAUCCAUUCUGAGUUUUAACAUGUCACAAUGAACCUUUUAAGGGUGACUAUACUUUGGUUGUUAUUCAAACGGUCAGGGGUGUAGCACGGAAAGGUCACCUGGGUCCCCCCUCCAAUUUACAAGAUUUUUAAAGAGUUGUUAUUUAUUGCAAAUUGAUUCACCCUUAACAAUAUUUGAUAAAACAUGCAAUUUUAGUAGGGUAUAUCCUUAAUACACUUUUAAAAUCUCACAGAUUGUCAUCAAAACUGAUCAGUUUCCACUGAACCAUCGUCCCUGUUCACGUGUGUUUUGCCAAUGAUUUAAUCAUUACCUCUAUUCAUCAAUAAUUUGAUUAAGGGGGUUAACGUUGAUACAUAUAAAAAGGUAUAAAAGGAUGAAUAACUCCAUAAUAUAAUCAAACAUUUAUCGCACUGUAUUUCAACAUCUUUGGUAAAGAGUAAAUCAUUGAAACCUUGAUAUUUUGUAUCUUGGAAUUAUUCACUCCCACCUCAAGGUUAUCCACACAUCACACAGAAUUCCCAGGCUACACUAGGGCUCAGACCUGUGAUUUUUACCAAUGGUUGUGUAGUGUGUAAACUUUAUUCUUUUCUUUAACCAAUGAACGUUCCUGCUUGCUACCUACUUUGUGUAUAUGUGUAUGCUUAUCAAGUCAUGUAUUUUCUUAUAUUAAAGAGGACUGAUUCA